Messenger RNA from Cynocephalus volans (Philippine flying lemur), 11272 nucleotides. It is a transcript of the gene PSD3, whose product is annotated as pleckstrin and Sec7 domain containing 3. The record is from RefSeq and is a predicted model, not a curated record. Gene Ontology annotation, molecular function: protein binding; guanyl-nucleotide exchange factor activity; phospholipid binding. Gene Ontology annotation, biological process: regulation of ARF protein signal transduction. Gene Ontology annotation, cellular component: ruffle membrane. The transcript is spliced from 16 exons. Bases 1 to 3174 code for a protein of 1057 amino acids. Lineage: Eukaryota; Metazoa; Chordata; Mammalia; Dermoptera; Cynocephalidae.
AUGCAAAUUCUUAGGUUCCAUCCCAGACCUACUGAAUCAGAAACUCUGGGGUGGACCCCAACAGCAGAGACAUUUGUUUGGGUUAACAGUGCAUCAGCACAUUCCCAGAGUGUUGCUAAAGCCAAAUAUGAAUUUUUAUUUGGCAGACCUGAAGAGAAAACUCCAGAUACUAGUGAUCAUGGAGGAAGCACUUUACUCCCACCGAAUGUCACAAAUGAAUUUCCAGAAUAUGGGACCAUGGAGGAAGGAGGAGAAGGCCUGAGAGAUUCACUGGAGUUUGAUGUAGAGUCUCUGCCAUGCCGCCCACAAGGGCAGCAGGCAGUCCAGCUUCUUGCUGGCCACCACUCUGGGCUCAACAGUGUUUCAGAAGGACCAAAAGAUGUCAGAGAGGCCCCCUGUCAAAGUCACCUCAAGGAACAAAGUUUACAACCCAUUGACUCUUUGAUUUCAGCUUUGAAAGCCACAGAAACCAGAAUAGCUUCAGGAACAUUACAGGCUACAAAGGUACAAGACAAAGAUGCUGUUUCUAGUUUUUCAGUUCAGCAGGUGGAAAAAGAGCUGGACACUGCCAGCCAUAAAACACACAGAACCAACAAACUGUUCCCUGCCGGCCAAGAAAAAUCACCGGAUAUACCUCUUUCAGCUGAAGUAACAAGUGAGGAAAACUUUUAUUUGAGCAUCCAGAAGGAUCUGACUGCACUGUUAACUGGAGAAAAUCAGGCAGAGCUUUCCCAGAUAACUAGAAAGGGGAGAAAAGGAGCUCUCUGUGCACAGGAGUCAGCUUGUCCUGUGUCCUCCUCCCUGGGAAGCCUAGCAGUGACCCACAUGUCUGCGGGCAGGGUUGAUUUUGUGAAAGAGCAGAGGUCUGCUCUCGGGACAGAACACCCAGGGGGAUGUGAUCAAGGCAGUGCCAUGGGACGCCCAGGCCGGGUCAAACAUGUAGAAUUUCAAGGUGUAGAGAUAUUGUGGACAGGAAGAGACAAGAGAGAGACCCAACAUUCUGUAGAUUUUGAGACAUCACUGGAAAGAACAGUUUCUCCUGACAGCAAAGAGUUUUCCAAAGUGCCAAGCCAUCUCAUCUCAUCUGCAAAUAGUUUAACUCAGAGUGUUUGGGAUGAAACCUGGAAAGCUCCUUCAGAGAGGCCUGGCACUAGCUUAGGGACAUUUUCCCCUCUGCAUCUUGUUGAGAGUGGAGAGGAUGAAGUAUUCCUGAAGGAAAACAAACAGCAUCUUGAAAAGAAACAUGAACUAGACAGAGACAAGGAAAGUAUCCUUGAGCAACAGGAGCACAUUGGGGGAGGAGACGAUGAUAUCCUUGGGCCCGGGUAUACGGAGGACUCCACUGACGUAUACAGCUCCCAGUUUGAGACCAUUUUGGACAACACUUCUUUAUACUACAGUGCAGAGUCGUUGGAGACAUUAUACUCAGAGCCUGAUAGCUAUUUUAGCUUUGAAAUGCCCCUCACUCCAAUGAUACAGCAGCGCAUUAAAGAAGGUGGUCAGUUCUUGGAGAGGACGUCAGCGGGGGGACAUCAAGAUGUCCUGAGUGUCUGCGCAGAUGGUGGGAUAGUGAUGGGCUCUUCUAGUCGGAUCGCCAACGGGCUGAAUGAUGCCAGCGACUCCAUCUACGCGAAAGGCACCCCGGAGAUUGCCUUCUGGGGAAGCAAUGCUGAGGUGAAAAAAACACGGCGAGAGGCUCAUUCUGGAAUGGGGAACACUGAAAUUCUGGAAAAGGAGACUUCAGAAGGUCUCAGUAAUGGCACCAGCAGUAACGUGGAAGCAGCCAAAAGGCUGGCCAAACGCCUUUAUCAACUGGACAGAUUCAAAAGAUCAGAUGUCGCGAAACACCUAGGCAAGAACAAUGAAUUUAGCAAACUAGUUGCAGAAGAAUAUCUGAAGUUUUUUGAUUUUACGGGAAUGACACUGGAUCAGUCUCUCAGGUAUUUCUUCAAAGCAUUUUCUCUUGUGGGAGAAACUCAAGAACGAGAAAGAGUUUUGAUACACUUCUCCAACAGAUACUUUUAUUGUAACCCAGAUACCAUUGCUUCACAAGAUGGAGUCCAUUGCCUUACCUGUGCAAUGAUGCUGCUUAACACUGAUCUGCAUGGCCAUAAUAUUGGGAAGAAGAUGACCUGCCAGGAGUUCAUUGCAAAUCUCCAAGGAGUAAAUGAGGGUGUUGAUUUCUCCAAGGAUCUGCUGAAAGCUCUGUACAACUCAAUCAAGAAUGAGAAGCUUGAAUGGGCGGUAGAUGAUGAGGAGAAAAAAAAAUCUCCCUCCGAAGGUACUGAUGAGAAGGCUAAUGGAACACAUCCAAAGACCAUCAGUCGCAUUGGGAGUACUACCAACCCAUUUUUGGACAUUCCUCACGACCCAAAUGCUGCUGUGUACAAAAGUGGAUUCUUGGCUCGGAAAAUCCAUGCGGAUAUGGAUGGAAAGAAGACUCCAAGAGGAAAGCGAGGAUGGAAAACCUUUUAUGCUGUACUGAAAGGAACAGUUCUUUACUUGCAAAAGGAUGAAUAUAAGCCAGAAAAGGCCUUGUCUGAAGAGGACUUGAAAAACGCUGUGAGUGUGCACCACGCCCUGGCAUCCAAGGCCACGGAGUAUGAGAAGAAGCCGAAUGUGUUUAAACUUAAAACUGCUGACUGGAGGGUCCUGCUUUUUCAAACCCAGAGUCCAGAGGAAAUGCAAGGGUGGAUAAACAAAAUUAAUUGUGUUGCAGCUGUGUUUUCUGCACCACCCUUUCCAGCAGCCAUCGGCUCUCAGAAGAAGUUUAGCCGCCCACUUCUGCCUGCCACUACAACAAAAUUGUCUCAGGGGGAGCAGCUGAAAUCUCACGAAAGCAAGCUGACGCAGAUUACCACCGAGCUGGCUGAGCACCGCUCGUAUCCCCCCGACAAGAAAGUCAAAGCCAAGGACGUGGAUGAGUACAAACUGAAAGAGCACUAUCUGGAGUUUGAGAAAACCCGUUAUGAAAUUUAUGUCAGCAUUCUAAAAGGAGGAGGCAAGGAGCUCCUGAGUAACAGUGAAAGUGAGGCCGCAGGACUGAAGAAGUCGCAUUCGAGUCCUUCACUGAACCCAGAUUCAUCUCCAGUCACCGCCAAGGUCAAGCGCAACGUGUCAGAGAGAAAGGAUCACCGACCUGAAACACAGAGCAUUAAGCAAAAAGUUACUUAGAAUCCACCUGCGGCCAGGAAGUACUGGUCAUGGAGCAAAAUAGGGUUUUUCAAGAUCUUUCUGGUAAUCCGUGAAAAUAUUCAAAAAAAAAGUCUGUGACUAAAUGGUGCAUUAGUAACUUUUUCUAUUGUAUAUUUUUUGUUAGUUUCUGUACAGAUUGUCUUUGCUCUUGAUUUCUUUGCGUUGAUGAUUUUUGCAACUUGAUAACUAAUGCACCUUUUUUGUGAGGGGAAGGGGAUUGUGAUUUCAGAAUGAAUUAUGUACCCUUCUCCUUUGGUUUUAUCUUGUUUGCACUCUGCUCAGUUGUUUUAUGUAUUCUCAAAUCAACUGUUACACAUUUUUUAAGGUUAAAAAAUUUAAUCCAUUGUGAAACACUUAACUGGACAAACUUUGUAGUUUAGUAAAUCAUAGCCAGAGUUAAUAUAAGCCUUUUAUAUGUGAAAUCUUGCCCAGUAACAAAGCUGGAAUUGAGCACUGACAGAUGCUCAAGUAAGUAUUACAACACUGGGAGUCAAGGUGUUCUAAGAUGAUGCUGUGCUGUAGGCAUCUCAGCACUUAGUGUUGAGUUCUGACCCUGCUGGAAGCAGGGAAAGGGGGUGCGGAAAUCACAGGACUGGAGAACUUAGGGACGCACAUGAACUUGCUCGAGUGUUGAUUUCAUUCUAACCAAGUAAGGGAAAGAGGAAGUGGAGUCAUUUUACCAUUGACGGUUGAGUGAAGACCAAUACCCAAUUAAUUUUAUUUUAGAGGGUAGUGGCAAUAAUUGGAUCUUGGGGAGCUGCAGCAGCAGGCGGGUGUUUGGUCUGCAGGAAAUUGUUACCUCGGUCCCACAGGGUCUAGUCUAGGAAUCCAGAAUCGUUUCUGUCGUUCGUACCCUUCGAUCCAGGAAUCGACUCUUUAUAUAUAGGCAUGGGGUUAUGUCCUGGUUGUAAGAAUGUGGAGGUCUUCCUUUCUAACAAAAUAAUAUUGAAAAUGGAACCCCUUAUGGUCUUUCCUUAAGUCAAGACAAAAUAAGGGAGGAAAAAGUAGCUGCAGUUGUCCAGCAGUGGAUAUUGAUUCUUAAAAAUAAAUUUGAGAAUGAUAAUCUGAAUGAAUUGUGGUUGGAAAACUGAGGAAUCUGCUGGUUGCAUGUACAAAGUUACUGAUUCUUCUCUAGUCUCUUUGAUAACCACUUCACUCUAUUACUAAUCUUUCUCUUAAAAAUAGACGCUUUAUUUUAAAUCAUUUCUUUCUUUCACUAAGAAUAGUUCUAUUAAUCUUCCAGUCAUGAGCUUGCCCCAGUGAAAGUCCCUUUGAAAUUCAAGGAGAUAAACAGAAUAUUUUAUGUAGAGGAAGAGAUGGGGGUGAACAUCCACCCAUUGUGACUUAGAACUUUCUUAUUUCCAAACCGUGAAACUCUGUUAAUUCCUAAAGCUAUAAUCUCCACAUAUACCACAACAUACGAACUCAUGGAAUCACUCUGAAUGUUCUUUUUCCUCCCAUAGAAAUUCUCUCUAGUUCUACUUAGUUUAUAAGUUGAAGGUACUAUGACCAAAGAAUCGGCUGCUCUGCUUGAAUAGCAUGGUUCCAGCGAAUUAGAGAAAACCUGCUGUAAAACCAUGGUAGUUUCUAGUGGUAUAUGGUUAUGAUGUACCAGCAUUUAAUUACAGGACUAUUUAUUAGCAUUUACUUUCUUGACUUAUAUAAUUGUUCAUAUUAGCUGGUGCCCAGAAAAGAGUGACCUCUCUCUAAGGUUAGAGUUGCUUGCUUUGUGAUAAGUAUUUUGUCACACCUUUGAAAAACGCACGCUAACCCUCUGUCUUGUUUAGGUACAGGCAGUGACAACUUAUAUUUCAGAACCUUGAAACAAACAGGGUAGUUAUCAAUAUGGCCCGUGUACCUAAUUCAUUUUUGUAGCUUCUUACUGAAUCCAGUAUUUUCAUAAGCUAGUUGUCUUUCUUCCUAGAAUCUAAAUUAUCAAUGUGUUUAUUAUCUGACUAAAUAUUUAUUUUAAGCAGAGGAGAGAGAGGUACCUAGACCAUAUCAUCUAUGAGCCUCAAUAACUGAAGAAAAAUUAACAUCCCUGACCAGCUUGAAUGUGUUUGCCCACACUGUGUGUUUAUGUAUAUAGAAUGUUUGUGUGUAUUUUACUUAUAAUAUAUAAUAUACAUUGAAUGGUACCUUGCUACAGUAUUUCUGACAUUUAGAAUAGUCUUGAAAUACUCAGCAUCAGCACCACUACAGCUCUGUUCCUCUUAUACAACCCCUUAAUGUUAUCUCCAUGGACUGGAUGUGCUAACAGAUAACUGAACGAGAAGGGUACUUUUGAAGCUGCGGUAUCCCAUGUUUGUAUAGUUUAUCUUUUAAAACAAUUUAAAGGUUCUUUUGUGAGCCAGGAUCCCAGAUUGCUGUAGCAUGAUGCUGUCCAUCAGUCGGGGGCAGGCUGAGGACACCUCUUCCCUGAGGCCUCUGGAGGUUGCUGUCUGUUGUCAGGGCAUGUAGCAGACCAAGAGUUUAUCCUACGGGAGGAAACGGUCUUUGAUUUGGCUAGACUCUGAGAGUCUGGCCCAUAGCCAACCAUGUUUUCUUUCGCGACAAUUUCUUUCCUAUGGUAUCUAGUCAGAAGAAAUUGAAGAUGUUUCCUUUCACAGCUACUUCAAGCCUGUUGCCCAAUUCACGGUACAGGGGAGCCCCUUCUCCUCCUUUCCUUCUGAAGGUACUCCACCCCACUUCAGCCCCCACCCACACUCCUCACCCCCACCUCAGUGCCCAGGAGCCUUGGGAUUUCUCUCCAUGCAAGAAGUCACUAUUCCUCUUCCCAUAAAUACAUUUAAUAUUAAUUUUUAGUAUAGAAAAUCUUGAUAGUCAUCAAAAUGCCUUGGUGAUAGUCUUGUUGCAAAAUUCAUCAUAAAAGUGCCCGUGUAUUAAAUCUGAAUGUUUUGGGGUUUGUCCCCAGCUCAAAUGCUGGCUUUUACAGGGAGGUGUCAGGGAUUUCUUGUUAGCAAUCAAAACUUCAUUACUAGCAUGCAGAGUCCUUUUUUUAUUGCCAGGCCAUAGGCAUUUCUGAAGUAUACUUUUUUAAAAUAUCAUUUUGCUAACUUUUAGCAAUGCCUAAUUAAACCAAGCAAUACUUUCGUGCAUUUUAAUUAGUCUCAGUAAAACCAGCAUGUGGGAGAGUCCUCUGAUAAAAAUAGUUCCUAGAUUACGUGUAAUGUUUUUUAUUGCUCUUAGGUAAAGAGGGUGGAAAGCAUUUUCUUGUGCAAUGGUCUUGUGCCUCUAUGUUUCUCCAACCAUUAACCGAAUCCAGAAGAUGAGGACUGUUUCAUAGGUAGACAGGACAUAGGGGAAUUAAUUCUGAAAGAAGAAGCUGGCUGGCUUUUCAAGGCCAAGCUAGGUUUGUAUUUCAUCCUGUAGUCAAAUCACAGAACUUCUAAGAUUGAGGAAGAACUGAGGUGGAGCAGUGAAAGAGGCCCUUUGCUGCCUAAGCACAAAGUUACACAGAGUUUUCUGUUCUUCUUUGCCCAUUCUGUGAUAAGCGUGGACAGCUGGGAAGAUGUUCUUAGGUAAGGCAUUCUCACUGAUAAUUGGAAGAAAAUUGAACUUAAGUUGCUCCAUUGUCUUACAUCAAGACCUUUUUGGGUUUAGUUAAUUGUCCUUGAAAUUUGAAUUCCUUUGCCAUUUUUCCUUGUGGACAUCAGUGAAAAGCUUAUUUCAGCCUGAAUUCACAGGAAGCUUCCUAGCUUUGUAGGUGAAUCUCUUCACUUCUCAGAUGACAGAUUUCUUUCCAGUUGUAAAACUAGCACUGUGAAACAAAGAUCCGAAAUGGCAUCCUUGGAUGUGUUAAAAGUAGAAUCUGCUUUAUGAAUAAUAGUGCAGCUUUGGAUUUAAGUAGUAUCUGCUUUUCUUUCAGAGCAUCUAAAUGACUAAAAGGUCAGUCAGUGUGGAGGCAGAUGAGCCUCUGGGCUGACCUUGCUCCAAAGCCUUCUGGCUGUCUUUUCUCCCAGACCGGGCUGCUGGUCUUCCUCAGAUCAGCAGAUAUCUCUCCACCCGUCUUUUGACUUCUUACACCAUCAAGUCGUCCAUAAGAUGUUAGAGACCACCACAAAGGCAUUCCAUGGUAGAUUAUUGAUAGUGAUAGAGAGGUGCUUUGUCAUCGAUUCCCCUCUCAGAUUCCUUUUCUAUCUCUCACCCUUCAAAGGAGGACUGAAGUCCAAAGGCCUUCUUUUGUACUAACAGUAUCCAAAGCCCAAGUGGGCAGCCUUCCGCUUAGAACAGUAAUUGGCCCAUUGCAUGCAGAGAAAAUGUCUUUCCAGAGAGAAUGUCAAUAAAUACUUGAAACUGCAUGACAGUUUGUUGACUUGAAUGCAACAGGCAGAAAAUAUUGCACGUAAAGUAACCUACCUAUACAGUAGGUUUCCUUAAGUCUCUGGCUCCUCCUUUGUAAUUUAUGUGUGUAUUUGUAGUAUUGCAGGCUUUUGGAGAAUAUUCAUACAGACAGUAUGUCAGAUAUCAAUGCUUCCUGUCACCUGCCAAUGUUGUAUCUGUGGGUGUUUAUGGUUGUAUGUAUGUAUAUGCAUCAGUGUGUAGAUUAUAUAUCAGUAUAUGGUACAUGUACAUCAAAAUUAUUUUUGUCCUUAAAAACCCGUGUGAUAAAUGAAAAGCAAGUAAAAACCUCAUAGGAUUGAUUAUAUAAUGCAGUUGUUGAGACUAUAUAUAGUGGUAUUGUUUUAUUAAACUUAAAUUGAAAUGGUAUUUUGAUUACAUUUUUAAUAAGACUUUAUGCUAGAAAAUUCCAUCUUUGAGCCUUGAAUCACCAGGGCAAAAAAUGACUUUGAACUAACCUUGUGAAUCUAUUGACAUGUACUGUGUGCAAUACCAAGGAGAGAGUGCAUUGUAAUUGGGGAAAUACAGAAAGGAAGGGGGGAAAGGCAGUCCGUACAGUCUUAGCAACUUCACUAUUAUAAGCACUUAAACAAGUCAAACUGACAAUUUGGGGCUUAUUACAAAAGGUGAUGCUGUAACGCACACAUUCUUUAUUGUUGUGAUUAGUCCAGAAAAAUAUAGCUUUCAGAAGAAUUAAAUAAGUACUCACCAUAUCAUUUAUGUAUUUGUGUAUAUUUUAUAGUAGAUCAUACAACUCUCCUGGUGCCACAUUUUACUUUGAAGAAAUAUCCCGAGCACGAAAGUAUAUCAGGGCAUCCUAAGACUGGGUACUGUAUUCUAGGUUCGCAGUUGCACAAAUUAGCCUCUGGUGUCACAGGUAAAAGAAUUUCAGAACCAGGUUUAAACUUUAUUUUAAAUACUUUUAUACUUAGGUCUCUUUUUGCUGUCUCUCCCCAAAGAAGAGCCACUGGCCUUAGUUGUUUGAGCUUACUGCUUAUAUUACAGCGUGUAAAUAGAUAAAUAGACUAAAAUUUUAUUAAUCAGCAUGUUUGGUGUAUUUAAAGCAGCAGCUGAGUGUGUUUGAGUGAGUGGUUGAGGGCGGUGUCUUCUGUUUAAACACACUGCCUCCUCUCUUUGUGUCUAAUUCAGAGAUUUGGAAUUAGGGGGUGGGAAACUAAUCUUCAGCUUGAGGCUGCAGUACUGUGUCAGUUUUUACACUUGAGUUGUUUUGGGUUUUUGUUGUUUUGUUUUUUUAAAUUAACUCUGUAGUCUCAAACUAUUUUUGCAAAUAUAUUUCCUGAUUUUUUUCUUGACAUGCAGUGGACUGGCUCUGUGACUGAUCAGCAGGGUCUUAGUUUUCUAAGAUUCCUUCUAAAAAUUUUUGUGAUUGGCAAAAACAGCCAUUUGAUUCAGAAAUCGUAUAAAAAAGGAGUAGCAGAAAUAAAAAGUUUCAUUUUGGGCCUUAAUCAUUUGAAAUAUUUGGACUUUAAUAUAAAGCCAUGGAAGUUAUAAAGCCAAGUAACCAUUUGACAUCGAUAAUAAUAUCCGCUCUGUAAAGAGUAUAUAUGCACAUUGAUUUUUCAUUCCAUUAGGAUACUUUUUUUUUAAGCUAUAGGAACAAGAGUAAUUAGACCAAAUUGAAGGGGGGGUCAGGGGAACUGCAAACUGGUUGCCUUGCAUGUGGGGCAGCCAUGCAUGUGGCCAGCCUCUGCUCUCAAGGGAUUCAGAACCAGUUUACUGUCUUCUUAAGUGCGUAAGGGGGAUAUUGACACAUCGGGAUCUCUCACCUGUGUACUCAGGCUUGCACAUGUGCACGCACAAUGAAUGUUGUAAGGUACACAAACAUGAGACCUUAAGAUGUAAAGGGCUAGCGUAUUCUAAAGAGGUGAUGAACAGAGGGGGUGGAAGCUGUUUUCCAAGGGCCAGGGAGGAAUUUGAGCUUUGAGAUGCAUUGCAUUUUUAACAAAUAAGUGAGGAGAUACAUGCCACAUUCUUUCUGGUAGACCACCAAAUUGAAGGCUUUCUUGUCAUUCACAAGCAGCAGCUCUCCAGUGUCCCUCAGUAGCCUGGGUGAAGUUCCAGGAAGCUGGUGUGCACCAUUUUCUAGGGGGCAGAGCUGCAGAGCUGCUUGCUUUGUAGAUUAUUCCUUUGAGAAAGGAAUAUAAAUGGAGAAGCAACAGAGCACUUAACUACAGGAGCACUGACGUGGUUGUUACAAUCUCCUCUGAGCUGUCUUGACGAGAGAGCUGGGACUGAGGGAUGCUGAACAGUUGAGCACUUUUUCAUCAGCAACAACAGUGGAAAGGAACCUAGAUAAAAUACUUUUCUCUUUGCAGGCUAGAGAGCUGAGCUCUCACUAAUAGUGUUAUAAAAAUAAGCACCUUAACUUCAAUUCCUGAAAAUGUUGGUUAAUGGAGAGAAUUGAGGAGUUUUACUUAAUAUUUCCCCAUCAGUCUGCAUAAGUAAGUCUUCAGACACUCCCAGGAGGUUUUCAUCCACAAGGCUCAAUUAAGGACCACACUGCAGAUCUGCGGCUCCUUGCUCUGAGCCUUGGUAUUCCAGGGCACUGCAGAAGGUGAUACUGUAUCCUGUCUGCAAAGAGGAGCUUCUCCCCUGGCCUUUCACUCCACUCAAGAUUCUACUGAGCAACAAGUAUGUCCUGGGUUUCAAAUGCUACUUCUCCUGCUUUAGGAAUCCAUCUGUCCCAGUGGGUUGACCCUGCUGAGGCACAAUAUCAAAUCUCAGAGUGGCUGAGUCACUGAGGGUGGCACAUGAUACAGGCGGUGUAAAAGAUUCUCUGACUGCAGCUAAGACCACAUAUUUUGCAAGAAACAGACUGCCACACUGAGAUCUAUCCAGAGAUGGAUGAUAUCUUUGCUUUUAUACCCAGACUUCUGGAAAUGGAUAACGUUUCUUGUCUGUGGGAAGCGUCAGGGAACACUAAACUUUUUGUUCAGCAAUUCUGCUCAGUCCAGGUGAGAGCUAUUGGGUAAAAGCCUAACUGCCUCCCUGCAGUCUCUUCUAUUUCCACUUUUAGAAACCCAUUUCUAGAAUAGAAAUUACCACAAGUGGAGAAUCCAUAUUGUCAGCCUUGAUUAUCGCAGGACAGACAGAAGGGUAGUAGUUUGUGUCUUUUGAUAUAAAACAGGCUUUUAACUUUUCCCACCUAUUAACUGGGUUAUAUUCACUGUGGCUCAAAGUAAUUGGCAUUGUGGAACAUUCCUUUACCUUCAAAGUUUUCUCCACCAAUCAUUUCAGUUUCACCGCAGUCCCGGUGCCAUAUGUCCCCUGCAAAUUGUGAAAGUAAUUAGUUACAAGAUAGCAGUCUACUCCUUUUCGGUGGCCAAACUGUCAGCAUUAGCAGCCUUGGGUAAGCUAGUGGUACCGUAUCAUGUACUGGAAACCUGUUCCUCAUUAUCACCCACCGGAUUCAAGAAAUGCCAUCUCCUAGAAAAUUGUGGCAUUUGUGGUGGUAGUCUUUUGAACAGAACAGCAAUUUAUGGGGAUAUUGUGAAAGUAUUUAAAGAAUAUUUUGAAAAUUAAGUUUACAUUUUACAAUUGCUUUAUUUUUUAUUAAAAUAGUUGUAUAUAAAUAUUAUUCUAUUUCACUUGUUAAAGUAAACCUAAACCUUGUAGACAAGUGAGUCACCUGAUGUGUAUAAAAGCUGUGAUAUAUAUAGUACAUUUCUCUAUUGUGUAAAUGUUCAUGAAUAUAACUGUUCCUGUGUUUUUUUUA